Molecule: messenger RNA, 499 nt
Organism: Drosophila subobscura
Lineage: Eukaryota; Metazoa; Arthropoda; Insecta; Diptera; Drosophilidae
Product: histone H2A
Exons: 1
Coding region: 50-424 (124 amino acids)
Cellular component (GO): nucleosome
Molecular function (GO): DNA binding; structural constituent of chromatin; protein heterodimerization activity
Source: RefSeq, a predicted model, not a curated record
UUCUCAACAUUCGUUUGUGAACAGUGAAAAAUAAAUAUCUGCUAUUAAAAUGUCUGGACGUGGUAAAGGUGGCAAAGUGAAGGGAAAGGCAAAGUCUCGCUCGAACCGUGCCGGUCUUCAGUUCCCUGUUGGUCGUAUUCAUCGUCUGCUUCGCAAGGGCAACUAUGCCGAGCGUGUCGGUGCUGGCGCUCCUGUUUACCUGGCUGCCGUGAUGGAAUACUUGGCCGCUGAAGUUCUUGAGUUGGCUGGCAAUGCUGCCCGUGACAACAAGAAGACGAGAAUUAUCCCUCGCCAUCUGCAGCUGGCCAUCCGCAACGAUGAGGAGUUGAACAAGCUGCUCUCAGGCGUCACCAUUGCUCAGGGUGGCGUUUUGCCCAACAUCCAGGCCGUUCUGCUGCCCAAGAAGACCGAGAAGAAGGCAUAAGUGCUCCAAUAGCAACAAUUUACAUUCUUGUACAUACACAUAUAAACCCAAACGUCCUUUUCAGGACGACCAAAA